AGCCGUCAUCCCACCUUCGACAACCAUACCUAGCAUCGCAGCCACGACCAGUCAACUUCAUCACAAUGGGCGGUCUCAACCUUGAAGUUUUUAAGUUCGGCAUGUACCUGAUGUUCCCUAUUGGCAUCAUGUACUACUUCGGCACCAACCUCGACGAACGCUUCGCCGUGGCCGGCUACUGGCCGAAGGCCGAGAACUCACAUAAGAUCCCCUUUGAGCGCGAUGAGAUCAAGGAAGAAUACAAGCGCUUGAUGCAACGACAGCGGUACCUCGAGGACCUGCGACGGAAGAGGGAGGAGCGCGAGGGUGUGUCGCAGCAACAGCAGGACGACUCGUAGACCACGCUACACCUACUCGAUCGUCUCGAGCCGGAACACAGAGAAGUGUGGAAUACUCCGCUAUGGCCGUGCUGGGAAUAGCAUGGGCCAUUGGGCUCGAAGCAAUCCGUGGUGGGACAUGUGUGUAUUGAUUCUGGCGUUUGGAAAGGACGGGGGCUUUUGUUUGGCAAGACUGGGCCGCCAGGUGUCGCUCCUCAUGAGCCCUUAGUGGCUACUGUUCUACAUAUUGUACAAGACUGGGUAUACAUGUACGAAUACAAGUGUACGACUA
Molecule: messenger RNA, 609 nt
Organism: Verticillium alfalfae VaMs.102
Lineage: Eukaryota; Fungi; Ascomycota; Sordariomycetes; Glomerellales; Plectosphaerellaceae
Product: mitochondrial cytochrome c oxidase assembly factor
Exons: 2
Coding region: 66-338 (90 amino acids)
Biological process (GO): mitochondrial respiratory chain complex IV assembly
Cellular component (GO): mitochondrion; mitochondrial inner membrane
Source: RefSeq, a predicted model, not a curated record